Messenger RNA from Amoebophrya sp. A25, 302 nucleotides. The record is from the annotation of a GenBank genome assembly. Lineage: Eukaryota; Dinophyceae; Syndiniales; Amoebophryaceae.
AUGCCACCGACACAGCAAGAGGUGGAUACUCAUACUUCACCAAUCGUCGAAACAGCGAUCGUGGAGUCUCGACUUCUGAACGCACAAGACGCUUUUGUUUCGCCUUCAGCAACUACAGGUGAUAAUACUGGUCCUCCUACGACUAGUGGCACAACUUCUACUAAAACUUCUUCCAUGUUCAGUCGUGUUCUUGUGUCCACGACAGCUUCUGUUGAGAUAGACGUGACUGCUGGAGUGCCAGUUUCGUCUGCGUUUCUCGUGCACAUGCAAGACCAAAAUGUUGCCGACGAAGGCUUUCAAAG